GCGUCAUCGUGUUUUCCAGGAGAGUCCUGACGCGGUGACUGUCAGCUCCAUUUUGCUGCCGGAGCUCGCAGCAGCCAGCUGCGUUUUCUCCGUGGUCGCGUCGCAAGCAUUGUCUCCUUAGGCUUGGACUCUUUUCCAGGACGAUGAGACACUCAAAGAGAACUUAUUGUCCUGAUUGGGAUGAAAAAGAUUGGGAUUAUGGAAAAUGGAGGAGCAGCAGCGGCAGUCAUAAAAGGAGGAGGAGAUCACAUAGCAGUGCACGGGAGAACAAGCGCUGCAGAUUCAAUUACUCUAAAACAUCUGAUAGCUAUUAUCUGGAAAGCAGAUCCAUAAAUGGGAAGGAUUAUCAUAGUCGACGCUACAUUGAUGAAUACAGAAAUGACUACAGUCAAGGAUGUGAACCUGGACAUCGUCAUAGAGAUCAUGAAAGCAGAUAUCAGAACCAUAGUAGCAAGUCCUCUGGUAGAAGUGGAAGAAGUAGUUAUAAAAGCAAACACAGAAUUCACCACAGCACUUCAUAUCAUCGUUCACAUGGGAAGAGUCACCGAAGGAAAAGAACCAGGAGUGUAGAGGAUGAUGAGGAGGGUCACCUGAUCUGUCAGAGUGGAGACGUACUAAGUGCAAGAUAUGAAAUUGUAGAUACUUUAGGUGAAGGAGCUUUUGGGAAAGUCAUGGAGUGCAUUGAUCAUAAAGCGGGAGGUAGACAUGUAGCAGUAAAAAUAGUUAAAAAUGUGGAUAGAUAUUGUGAAGCUGCUCGCUCAGAAAUACAAGUUCUGGAACACUUAAAUACAACAGACCCCAGCAGAACAUUCCGCUGUGUUGAGAUGUUGGAGUGGUUUGAACAUCAUGGUCAUGUCUGCAUUGUGUUUGAACUACUAGGACUUAGUACUUAUGACUUCAUUAAGGAAAAUGGUUUUCUGCCCUUUCGACUGGAUCAUAUCAGGAAGAUGGCAUAUCAGAUAUGCAAGUCUGUGAAUUUUCUGCACAGUAAUAAGUUGACUCACACAGACUUAAAGCCUGAAAACAUCUUAUUUGUACAGUCUGACUACACAGAGGCAUAUAAUCCCAAAAUGAAACGUGAUGAACGUACUUUAAUAAAUCCAGAUGUUAAAGUUGUAGACUUUGGAAGUGCAACAUAUGAUGAUGAACAUCACAGUACAUUGGUAUCUACAAGACACUAUAGGGCACCUGAAGUUAUUUUAGCCCUAGGAUGGUCCCAGCCAUGUGAUGUCUGGAGUAUAGGAUGUAUUCUUAUUGAAUAUUACCUUGGGUUUACAGUAUUUCCAACACACGAUAGUAAGGAACAUUUGGCAAUGAUGGAAAGGAUUCUUGGACCUUUGCCAAAACAUAUGAUACAGAAAACCAGGAAACGUAAAUAUUUCCAUCAUGAUCGAUUAGACUGGGAUGAACAUAGUUCUGCUGGCAGAUAUGUUUCAAGGCGCUGUAAACCUCUGAAGGAAUUUAUGCUUUCUCAAGAUGCUGAACAUGAGCUUCUCUUUGACCUCAUUCAGAAAAUGUUGGAGUAUGAUCCAGCUAAAAGGAUUACUCUUAAAGAAGCCUUAAAGCAUCCUUUCUUUUACCCCCUUAAAAAAAGUAUAUAAAUCUAUAAUUGUAUAGCUCCCUUAAGAGAUCAUAUGGACUGUAUCAGUCUAAUUUUUAAAUUUAAGUUAUUUUGUACAGCUUUUGUAAAUUUACAUUUUUGUAUUGCCAUGUUUAUUUUGUUUGGGUAACUCGAUUUAAGUAAAUAUUAGCUAAGUAAAGUAAUGAACAUCUUUCAGUAAUUACAAAAUGAUUUAUUCAGAAUAAAUUUUUGUACUUACAAAAUUUAUAUGAAUCUGUAUAGUUUGUUUUUAGCACCAUUUUUGUUCUACCUGUUAUUGUAAGAAUGGAUGUGUAUCUCUUCCUGGAGUUUUCCUUAAGUCUUUGGAAAUGUUUAGCUUUGUUUGCAUUUUAGGGGUUGCCAGCAUUGGGAGUUACGCCUUCCUUCUCUAAACCAAAUGCAAUGAAACCAGGUUAUAGCAUACAAAGAACUAGAGAUGAGCCAAGAGAAUUGUUUGCUCCCUUUAUUCCCAAAUUUAAUAUUGCUGCUUUCUUGUCACCCUCAGUGGGAUUCCACAAAUGGCUUAAGUUAGUGGGGAAUUUAGGAUUCUACACAGUUGGCUUUUUUUUUUUAAAGACUUUUUUAGAGUAGUUAUAGAUUCACAGCAAAAUUGAGAGGAAGGUGCAGAGAUUUCCAGUAUACUUCUUGCUCCACACAUGUAUAGCCUCCCGCAUUAUCCACAUCCCUCAUGUAUUUAGGAUUAUAGGAUACAGAGAGUUUUCACUGCUCUAAAACUCUGCUCUGUUCAUCCUUCUCACCUCCAACCUCUGGCAACCACUGAUAUUUUUACUGUCCUUAGUUUUGCCUUUCCUAGACUGUCAUAGUUGGCGUCGUAUAGUAUGUAGUCUUUUCAGAUUGGCUUUCACUUUUUGAGUAAUGUGCAUUGAAGGUUCCUCUGUGUUUCCAUAGCUUAAUAGCUCAUUUCUUUUUAGCUUACAAUUUAUUUUUUUUAAUUUAUUAUGUUUUAUUUUGGCUGCACCAGUUCUUAGUUGUGGCAUGCAAAUGUCUUAGUUGCUGCAUGUAGGCUUCUUAGUUGCUGCAUGUAUGCGGGAUAUAGUUCCUUGGCCAGGGAUGGAACACGGGCCCCCCUGCGUUGGGAGCAUGGAAUCUUACCCACUGGACCACCAGGGAAGUCCCCAGUUAAUUUUUUAAAUUCUGAAAGACACUGCAAGAUCUAAACUUUGGGUAGUGCUCCCCACAUGCAAACACCUGGUCAGGAACCCAGUAGAAGAGCCCUCUUUGUAGGAAGCAUUGCAACAGUAGAGUUGUGUGGUACGGAUAUAGUUUUACUGCAGUUUUUAAAAUUAUACAUGGCAUAUCCUUGUUAAUAAUGUAAUGGAAAUUACAAACGUACGUAAUCAAAUUAAAAAAAUAAAAAUUCUGAAUUUAAGUAUCCUAAAACCACAUAAAAUGGAAACUUUCACUCAUUUACAUGGUAACACUAAUAAAGACUUAGCAGCAUUACUACCUAAUGCUGUUUUAUCCUAGUUCUUUCUGGAACAUUCCAUUUUAGUCUCUGUGCAGUUCACAAUUGUCUAUCAUAAAUAUCUUUUACAAAAAGAACCUGUAUGAGCAUAUAUUUUCCAAGGUGGUUUGUACCUAUUACAAAAUAGAUGUGUACCAGAGAGGGCCAUCAAGAACUAAAGCAUUCUGGUUGCAAAUAAUAAACAUCUGUUCUCUAAGA
Messenger RNA from Lagenorhynchus albirostris (white-beaked dolphin), 3284 nucleotides. It is a transcript of the gene CLK1, whose product is annotated as CDC like kinase 1. Gene Ontology annotation, cellular component: nucleus. Gene Ontology annotation, molecular function: protein tyrosine kinase activity; ATP binding. The coding region runs from base 144 to 1601 and encodes 485 amino acids. The transcript is spliced from 13 exons. NCBI's taxonomy places the organism in Eukaryota, Metazoa, Chordata, Mammalia, Artiodactyla, Delphinidae. The record is from RefSeq and is a predicted model, not a curated record. Gene Ontology annotation, biological process: protein phosphorylation; regulation of RNA splicing.